Messenger RNA from Ogataea angusta, 1026 nucleotides. RefSeq lists its product as uncharacterized. Gene Ontology annotation, biological process: fatty acid biosynthetic process. NCBI's taxonomy places the organism in Eukaryota, Fungi, Ascomycota, Pichiomycetes, Pichiales, Pichiaceae. Gene Ontology annotation, molecular function: [acyl-carrier-protein] S-malonyltransferase activity. Gene Ontology annotation, cellular component: mitochondrion. The coding region runs from base 1 to 1026 and encodes 341 amino acids. The transcript has a single exon. The record is from RefSeq and is a predicted model, not a curated record.
AUGAGCAAGAUAUUCACUCGGUUCAGGUCCACCAAAGUGCUCGUGUUCCCAGGACAGGGUCGAUUUGAUGUCAAUUCGCUGUCCUCUUUGACAAAGCACCAAAAAGUGCCUGUGGUGCAGUCGCUAUUAGCACAAGCGGACGAAACACUGCCUUCAUUGCGGUUGUCGGAAUUUAUUACUGAUCCUGCUAUUGCAUUGGCCAAGAAAGACAUCCAAUUGACGUCAAUCCAACAGCCACUACUGAUACUAACAUCCUACGUUACCUACCAUCUUCUCAGGGCCGUGAAAAAUGAUAACAUUCUCAAUGAUACCGAUUUCUUGCUGGGCCACUCUGUGGGUGAAAUAUCUGCCUUGGUUGCGCAAGACUCAAUUUCUUUUGCAGCCGGACUCGAAUUGGCAUACCAAAGGGGUGUGUUAAUGGAAAGGCUAGUGGAGGAAACAGGGAAGUCAUUUUCAAUGCAGGCAUUGUUAUUUCAACCGACUCAUUAUAAAUACAUUACACAAAUUCUAGGAGAGCUGGACGUACAAGUCAGCAAUUAUAACAACUACCAGCAGUUAGUGGUUAGUGGGGAGAAAUUGGGGUUGGGUCAGAAGAUCGACCAGCUCAAAGCAAGGAUUGCCAAAGCUGGAGUCUGGAAAACACGAGUCCAUAGCGUCGACCUCGGAGUCAAAAUUCCAUUCCACAACCCUGUUCUGCGACCUAUAGAGAAGGAGCUGGGACACUUGUUUGAAAAAACAGUUCCUGUGAAGCGUUCUUUGGGCGUUCCGAUGGUGUCGAACCUGAACGGUGAAAUGGUAGCAGAGGUGAACACGCAAGUCAAAAAUAUUGUCCAAGUGACCUCAAGACCGGUUCAAUUCCUCAAGUGUCUUGAGACCUUAACUUCCUUGGAUGAUAAAUUCGAGUUUCUCAGUUUCGGGGAUACCACCUCGAAGAUAAUUCAGAAAUAUUUCCAGGAUGCUCAAAAACUGAAGAAUCUGCAGGCGAAAUACUCGACUAAGACGGUUGAAGAACUAUUGAACGAGUAA